Molecule: messenger RNA, 871 nt
Organism: Glycine soja
Lineage: Eukaryota; Viridiplantae; Streptophyta; Magnoliopsida; Fabales; Fabaceae
Exons: 5
Coding region: 134-607 (157 amino acids)
Source: RefSeq, a predicted model, not a curated record
CGAAUCAUCAAAUCAAAGACCAAAACGAAAACCAAAUUGACCGCAGACCAGAGUACUGUAGAACACUGCGACUCUUGCACUUUUUCUUUUCUGCUUCUUCUCUUGUUGCUACUUCAAAACACACUGUGAAAAUAUGGGCUUCUCCUCCUUUCUGGGUCGCGUCCUCUUUGCUUCCCUCUUCAUCCUCUCAGCAUGGCAGAUGUUUAAUGAAUUUGAUGACAAUGGUGGACCCAUUGUAAAGGAGUUGAUUCCCAAGCUCACUGUUGUGAGGAGAAAUUUAUCCUCCAAGCUGGGGGUAGCGAUACCAGAUAUUAAUGUUCGGACAGUCAUUGCCUCUACCAUGUUACUAAAGGGGGUUGGAGGAGUUCUAUUUGUGCUUGGCAGUACAUUUGGAUCUUAUCUUUUGCUCUUGUAUCUGGGGAUUUCUACUCCAAUUCUGUAUGAUUUCUACAACUAUAGAUCUAAUAUCCCUGAAUAUUAUUUACUGCUGAAUGAUUUCAUUCAGAGCACAGCACUUUGUGGUGCAUUGCUAUUUUUUAUAGAGAUGAAGUACUCGAUUACCAGAAGGCAAAUGAGGAAGAAGACCCCAAAAGCAAAGACAGUUUAGAGAUUAGAAAAAGAUAUGUGUAUUUGUUUUCAGUGAAAAGGUUAUUAAAUUUCUUUGUUGCAGCGUUAUGGAAUAAUUGCUUAAACCUUUUUGCGUUGAUGAUUUUGUAUGUUAGCACAUAAUUUAAUUAUGAAUAUGCUUAAGCAUUCUCAUACCAUUUUGUUGUACUUGCACUAAGAAUAGCUAUUAACAGAAGCUUUGAAUAGAUUUGAAAUACGAUAGAACAUCCAAGAUAUAAUAUAUACAAGUAUGCAGUUCUGAUUU